AUGAAUGUACAACUGACCUCCAUGGAAAAAAAGCUUGAUGGAGGCGAAAUUAACAAGGGUUAUACCCCACCGGAAUACGACAGUAUAAACAAUUCAGAACCUACAAAAGUCUCCCAAAUCCACGUUCAGGUGGAUCCAGAUGACAAGGAGGACGAGACAAAUUACACCGGAUGUGCGAAGGUGGCGAAUAAAAUUCAAACUGCUGUCAUUGUUAUUCUAAGCAAACAUGGAAGGAAAAUCAGCUUGACUUUCAAACUCUUAAUUCUGUUGCUUUAUUUUGCCUAUUUCGGCUAUGCCAUAUACUACAAAUUUGGAGACGAGGGUUCGAUUCGCCUUCUUGUUUGUACGAUAUUAGGAGUACUUUUCCUACUGAUUCACAUUUUUCAACGCCUCUGUGGAACAAGAAUCAGAAUAUGUUCGCAAAGAGACAAAGCUACUUCAAAGGGAUAUAGGAGGGCAAGACGGAAUAUAGGACGAUUUCUGAUGUUGGCAGUGUUCGUUGCAUUGACAGCCUACAUCGUUGUUGACGUCCUGUUGGACUAUCCACAGAAUGCACUCUCCAUCGCGGGUCUUGCCAUCUACAUUAUCAUUUUCUACAUAUUCUCAAAAAAUCCUGCCAAGGUCAACUGGCGCCCAGUUUUCUGGGGUUUUGCCAUACAAUACAUCUUUGCCUUGAUAAUUCUCAGAACAAAGUGGGGCUAUGAGGCGUUUCAAUGGCUGGGCGACCGUGUUACAGAAUUUCUUAACUACUCCAACGCUGGAGCAAUAUUUGUCUUCGGCGAACUUUAUACAAACCAUUUCUUUGCAUUUAAGGUUCUUCCAGUAGUGGUUUUCUUCUACACGGUCACAUCUGUCCUGUAUUACCUUGGGGUCAUGCAGGUCGUUGUCAAGAGAAUGGGAAUGUUUCUAGCCUUCUGUUUGGGUACAACUCCUGCCGAGUCCCUCAAUGCAGCGGGUAACAUUUUUGUAGGCAUGACCGAGGCGCCCCUGAUGAUUCAGCCGUUCCUAGAAGAUAUGACUAAGUCUGAACUUCAUGCUGUCAUGACUGGAGGGUUUGCUACAAUCGCUGGAUCAGUACUGGGAGCAUACAUUAGUUUUGGUGUUCCCGCAAAUCAUUUAAUCAGUGCCUCAGUUAUGUCCGCCCCGGCAGCUCUAGCUAUAUCUAAACUAGCAUACCCAGAGACAGAGAAACCCAAAAUUAAAGGCAACGACUUCGACAAGAUGGGAAAAUCAAAAGACAGAAAUGUCAUAGAGGCUAUUUCCUCAGGGGCGAGUAACUCUGUGAAGGUCGUUGCAGCCAUUGCUGUAAAUGUCAUGGCUUUUUUGUGUGUCUUAGAGUUUGUCAACAUGACUCUGACCUGGUUUGGAGAUCGUGUUGGUAUAGAGAGACUGUCUUUUCAGUUGAUCUGUUCCUAUGUGUUCUAUCCGAUCGCCUUCUUUAUGGGGACGGAUAUACCGGACUGUCGUCGUGUGGCGGAACUGAUCGGCAUCAAAACCUUCACUAACGAGUUCGUGGCUUACACAGAACUGUCCCAUCUUAUAACUAACAAAAGGAACUUUACGGAGUACACUGCCACGUGGAACUCGUCCUCCGACUGGUUUUACCAGGGGGAGGAUAUCAUUCUACCUUACGUCAACCAGACUCUCAAGAAAGGAAUCAUCUCGGCUAAGUCAGAAGUUAUAGCAACGUAUGCCUUGUGUGGAUUCUCUAACUUCGGGUCUAUGGGGAUAUUUCUGGGAGGGAUGUCUGCAUUGGUUCCCUCCCGACGAGGGGAUCUCUCAAAGAUCGUUCUGAGGGCCAUGAUAGCAGGAAAUGUCGCCUGCUUCCUUACUGGUUGUAUUGCUGGUCUCCUUUACAAAGACUACGGAUCAGAAUUGUAGAAUCCAACACUUUUCAAGCUUUGUUAUUCCU
Molecule: messenger RNA, 1912 nt
Organism: Saccostrea cuccullata (small rock oyster)
Lineage: Eukaryota; Metazoa; Mollusca; Bivalvia; Ostreida; Ostreidae
Product: solute carrier family 28 member 3-like
Exons: 11
Coding region: 1-1881 (626 amino acids)
Biological process (GO): nucleoside transmembrane transport
Cellular component (GO): plasma membrane
Molecular function (GO): nucleoside:sodium symporter activity
Source: RefSeq, a predicted model, not a curated record